AUGCCUUAAAACAUUUAUGAUUUACAAUUAAAAUAGUAGGAUAGGCUUUUAGCUAAAUUCCAAGAGUUAUUUAGUAAACCUACCCAUGUGAAUUAUAUGAGUAAGUGGGAAGCUAUUUUGGUAGCAAUAUUUUUUCUGUUGGAAGGUUUUUGGUUUACUAAUCUAUUACCUCAUAUCACUUUAGUUACAAUAUAUGUGAUUAAGAUUUUGAGAUGUUAGUCAAAUCAAUCAUUACAAGUAUUUGCCAUCAGAUGGAUGUUGGUGUGUAAGAUUUUGACAAGCAGAUUUUUAUGGGCAUUUAGAUAGGAGAUCACAUAGGAAAAUUUGAGAAUUGAUUUUCUUUUAUUUUGCUUUUAAGUAAUUGCAACUGUCACAAAAUUUAGGAUAUCCAACAAUAAAAUAAUAGUAAUAACAAUGGUUUUGGUUUUGUAAGUGGGAUUAUCAAUAUUUCACAAUUAAAAAAUUGAUGAUGUUAUUUUGGUUAGUUUAAUUGGAGUAUUGACUAAUAUCUGGUUGAUAUUUCAUCGACAACAAUAACAUCAGUUGGAACAUGAAUAGAAAUUAAAGGAGUUUGAUGGAGAAGCUAUGAAAUUGAAGAAAGAAACUGAAAUGUCAUACAAAACUAUUUUUAUAGCCGAUUAACAGUAAUCUCGCUAGGAGGAAUUAUUGAAAAAGUUGAGAUUGCUCAAAUAUGAGAAAAUGCUUAACAAAUCUGAGUAAACCUAUUAUGAGGAACAGGUGCUAUAAAAAUAAUUAAGUUCGCCAUCCCGUAUUUUGACUUUACGUUAGCUACCAGAAGAUGAGGAUAAAAAUUCGAUUGAGGAGAUAGGGGAAACGCCAAGUAAGAGAUCGCCGAUCAGAAAAAUAUAAAGGAUAAACUCAAUUAAUGAUAAUUCCUAUUACGCUAGAACGGCAGGUCAUAGUAUUAAACAAGAUGAAAUUAAGGAGAAUGAGAAUUUCUUAACUUUGGAUGAAAUAGAUGAUUUGUUGAAGAUCGUGAGUGGGAGAAAAGAACAUCUGUGGUUACCUUAAUUCUUAAGGAGUAACAAAAAUAUCAAUCCUGAUUAAUCAGAGUAAUUUUCUCCAGAAGCUAAAAGGUAAUUUGUUUAUAUAAUUUUAAAUAGUUUUAUUCUUAAUCAUUUUACAGAAUGUGAAUUCAAUUUUCAAUUGUCAUCUAGUCAAUAAUAUAUUUAGGAGUAGUAUCAUAUUCCAAAUAUGAAUGACAAUUUGAUGAAAGAAUGUGAUAAGAAUUUCAAUUUUGAUUUCUUUGAAUUGAAUGAUCAAAAAAAAUUCAUCAAUUAUUGUUCUUUCAUCUUUCAGAAAUACAAGUAAUAACUAAAUUAAAUUUAAAUAGUGUGAACUAAGUCUUAAAGAUCAAGGAUAAUGCAAUUUAAAUAGAAUUUUGUCAUAGAAUUGAAUAAUUUUACAUGCAUAAUCCAUAUCACAAUUCAUUACAUGCAAUGGACGUGACUAAUUCAGCCCUUUUCUUUUUGGAAAAUGGGUUGCAAGUAACCCAAUUUGAAUAGUGUUGUCUAAUAAUAUCAUCAUUGUCUCAUGAUGUUGGUCACCCUGGUUUAAAUAACGGUUUUUUAGUUGCAUCUCAAUCAAAAUAGGCUCUAAUUUGUAAAAAUGAUAUUAAUAUUUAGACAAUGAUCAAAGUGUAUUGGAGAGUUAUCAUGCAUCAUUGUUGUUUCAUGUUUUAAAGGAUGACAAGACCAACAUCAUAAAAAACCUAAAUGAUGUAGAUUACAAGGGAUUUCGAAAAUAUUGUUUGAAUUUGAUUUUAGAUACAGAUCUUCAGAAAAAUUUUCCAUUGCUUAACAAAUUCAAGAACUUUUUAGCCUUGGGAUCAGACAGUCAACAAGAUGAAUAAAAUAAGUUAUUAGUGUUGUCGAUAGCAAUAAAAUGUGCAGGUAAAUAUAUGAAGUAAAUAAGAUGUUGGACAUGGAGCCAAACAAUUGAAUUUGCAUAAAAUAUGGAGUCGAAGAAUAAUCGAAGAGUUCUUCUUGCAGGGAGAUUUAGAGUAAUAAGUGGGUAUAUCAGUGACACCAAUGUGUGAUAGAAGUUAGAGUGUAACAAAAUCUUAGGAAGGAUUCCUCAAGGCAAUAGUUUGGCCAUUAUUUGAUGCCUUCUCGGAAUACUUGAAGAAGUAAAUUACAAAUGUAGUAUUUUAGUGAUAAUUUCAAAAAAACAUGUUUAGAUUAAAUCAAUGUGAAUAUUGCCUAUUGGUAAUAAUAACAGUAAGAAGAAGAGUAGUAGAGUGAAGGAUAAAAAAAAUGUUCAUUCUUUAUCGAUACAAAUUAUAUUCAUCUACCUCUGUAAAAUACCAAUACAAUGAUAAAUUUGAAUUGGUGA
Messenger RNA from Paramecium octaurelia, 2355 nucleotides. The record is from the annotation of a GenBank genome assembly. Lineage: Eukaryota; Ciliophora; Oligohymenophorea; Peniculida; Parameciidae.